AUGUCUGAAUUUAGAACUUUUCCAUCAGGAAGAUCGAUCACACCCAUUAUGAAGUCAAAAAACCCCAAGGUCAUGAUAACUCAAAACGAAGCUAGCCAUUUUAGUGACCCAGAAAAUGAUGAUAUUUUAGAUAAUGACGAAGAAACUAAAGAAGUGGCCGCGCAGCUUAUGAUGAUUAGAAAAAGACAUGAUAAAACUAAAGAAGCCAAUGCUAAAAAACGACAAUAUUUAGAAAAAAUCAAAAAAGAGCUAGAAAAAGCUAAUUCUGUCGCAAAUAUCGCAGAAAAUGAUUCAAAAAAUUUACAACAAAAAUUAGAGCAAUUAAAAAUUGCUCUUGAAAAUACUAGAAAAAAGCAUGAAGACGAAAUAAGAGACAAAAAAACUUAUUUGCAUGUAUUAGAUAGAAUGAAAAAAGAUAUACUCAUAGUUAAAAAUUAUGUCAAUAUCUAAAACCAUUUUUCUCUUAAAUCCUUAUUAUUAUACUCAAGAUUAAAAUUUCUAUGGAAAUAAAAUCAAACUCUUUACAAUUAGGCUUAAAAUCUGCCAAACAAAUUUUAGACCUAGAAACAGAAAAAUACAGAAAAAUGAGAGAAACUAAAUACCAGUCGAAAUUUUUGCUGCAGGAUAUGAAGGAUGGAUUAAUGCAAGAGAAAAAACAAAAAGACGACCGCAUACAGCAGCUUGAAAAAAAUGUAAAACUGCGACAAGAAGCUGCUUUAAGAAGAGAAGAACGUCAAAAACGCCAAGCCGAUAUCGCUGAAGCAGCUGCUAAUGAUGAUAAAGAUUCCCAUGAGGUAAAGCUGAGGGAAAGUCUCCUCAUGCAUAGAUUUUGGUAUACCAUUUUGCAACGUAAAUUAGAUGCUGAAAUGCAAAAAGCUAUAGGUGUUGAACAAGCUUUUCAAAAAAUUAGAGCUGCCACUGGGCUCAUGGACGUCCAAGAUAUUGUGGAGCGUUUUCUAACCCGAGAACAGACGUAUACUCAGCUUCUAAAUGCGGUCUCUGAAGCAGAACAAAAAUUAGACACUUUACGACAGCAAAAUUCAGCAGCUAGAAACCAACUACAAGGCCUUCAACUUCAAGAUGGUGGAAAUUCACGAAAAGUUUACGCUGACAUAGACGCGAUGGAAGACCAGCUAGCUGGGUCUCAUAAAGAAUAUUCCCUUAAUAAAGAAAAACUAGGCAAGGCUGUAAGGGUUUAUGAUCAAGUUUUAAACUGGGGAGAAAAAAUUAUGCAUACUUUAGAUAUACCAAAUAGCUUAAUCCUCACUCUGUGAGCAAUUAAAAAUAUUUGGCUCACUCACUGGUUAAAUUUUAAAUAAAAAUCCAUAUUCAUUAAAAUUAAAAUUUUUUUAGAAUUUAAGAUAUUUAAAAUAUUUUAUUAUAAAAAAUGUUUAAAAAUAAAGCAAUUUUGCCCACUCACGAAGUGUUGGUUUUCCAAAAAAUUAAGGCUAUUUCAAAUAUUUUAUUCACUCAUAGAGGGAAGAGCUAGAAAUCGCCCCAGGAAGCCGAAUUUCUGAAACCAAAGAUACGCUUCAUGAUAUGCUUGAGCUGAUUUAUGCAAAACUUGAAGAUCUUGUCCAGCCAAUUCAAGAGAAAAAAGAAGAAUCAAGAAAAGCAAUGGAGGCUUAUGCACAUAAAAAAACAGCGGACUUAGUGGUAAGGGCUAUUUAGGCUGAAAUGAGCACACAGGAAGCAUUAGCUAAGAUUGUAAGGGUGAAACCAGAAGUUUUUAAUGUGGAAGCGGAAGAAGAAGGGCUCUUUGAAGCUGAUGAAGAGCUGGAAGUGGAGAAAAAAGAACCAGAAGAAGAAACGGUAAGGAAGAAAAACUCAACAAGAAGGCAUAGAUAA
This is a messenger RNA of Blepharisma stoltei, 1848 nucleotides long. Lineage: Eukaryota; Ciliophora; Heterotrichea; Heterotrichida; Blepharismidae. The record is from the annotation of a GenBank genome assembly.